Linnemannia hyalina is the source of this 738-nucleotide messenger RNA. The record is from the annotation of a GenBank genome assembly. Lineage: Eukaryota; Fungi; Mortierellomycota; Mortierellomycetes; Mortierellales; Mortierellaceae.
AUGCAAAUCUACCACGGACCCGAUCCCGUCGUCAUCUCCAACCCCGACCCAUCCCUCCCACACAUCAGGGUCGACCGUGAUCCCAACCGAGAAAUGUACUAUCCUUGCCCCCACCCCGAAUGUGACUAUAAGUCCAUCCUUAGAACCAAUCCUUUACAGCACCAGAAACACUGUAAGUUUGUUCUGCGCGAUCUCAAGGCCGCUAGGGCUCCCAUCGACAUUACGUCGCCCCAACCAACUCUGACUAGACGGCAAUCCUGGCGCGAUCCACACGCCGCUAAUAUUGUUGCCCCACGUCAGCAGACCCAGCCGACAAGGCAACCAAGCCAGCGUCAAUUCCGUCCCACUUUUCACUACGCCGACCAACCAUCGUCAUCUUCCUCCUCGGCUCGAUUGGCUGCGGCCCCUUUCCCGUCUACAGGAUCCACACCCAACAGCAACAACACCACCGCUUCUAUAGUCACUCAGCUUCUGACAACUAUGGAUGACAUCGGCAACACAGUGGAUCGACUCAACAAGCAACUCGACAAAAACACAAAGAUCGUGAGCAAAAUGAAUGAGCAAACGAAGUGGGUGAUGGAUCAGGUCGAUGAGAUCCGAGCCCAGAACGCCAGCCUGGAGGCUCACACCGAGUCUAUGCGGAUCGAUAUGGGGAUGACGGAAGACCAUUUGGGCGCUUUGUGGAUGGAUACUUACAAGAUCAAGGUGGCGCUGAAAGGCUUGCGAGAGGGCGGUUGA